This is a messenger RNA of Kwoniella shivajii, 468 nucleotides long. RefSeq lists its product as uncharacterized. NCBI's taxonomy places the organism in Eukaryota, Fungi, Basidiomycota, Tremellomycetes, Tremellales, Cryptococcaceae. The transcript has 7 exons. The coding region runs from base 1 to 468 and encodes 155 amino acids. Gene Ontology annotation, molecular function: acyltransferase activity, transferring groups other than amino-acyl groups. The record is from RefSeq and is a predicted model, not a curated record.
AUGAGAGAAUUACCUUCACAUUUCGUAAGGGUAGCUGAGACCUCGGAAGACAUACAGAGAUGUAUGAACAUCAGGAAGGAAGUUUUCAUAUACGAGCAGGGAUACGAUAUACGUAUAGAAACGAAUGAAGAUGAUGCCGAAAGUACACAUUUCCUUUUACUUCUGGGAGAUAAUCAAGCAAUAGGGACGGUGAGAGUCAUAAAUUCGAAUGGUCAACUCGGUAGAUUUGCUAUUCUCAAACCAUAUCGAGGUUUGGGAUUAGGUAGACCGAUGAUUCAAGCUGUGCAUGAUUACGUGCAAUCAGAAGGAGGGAAAGAAGUUUGGUGUCAAAGUCAAGCUGGAGAUCCAACAAACGGUGGUGUGGAUGCUACUGGAUUUUAUAGAAGAUUAGGGUAUGUCAAUAGAGGAGGAAGAUAUAUGAAAGAGGGAACGGAACAUCAAGAUAUGGUGAUCAGUUUAAUACCUUGA